This is a messenger RNA of Selaginella moellendorffii, 973 nucleotides long. Its product is annotated as methyltransferase-like protein. Bases 1 to 732 code for a protein of 243 amino acids. NCBI's taxonomy places the organism in Eukaryota, Viridiplantae, Streptophyta, Lycopodiopsida, Selaginellales, Selaginellaceae. The record is from RefSeq and is a predicted model, not a curated record. The transcript has 8 exons.
AUGGCUGCAAAUCUUGGAGCUAAGCUACCAACCGCCAGACCUCUCAAGGGAAUACCAUGUGAUUUGGCUCGCGUAGAAGACGAGGUGAUUUCUAGCGAGCAUGCCUGUACUGCAGCCUUGGCAUGGGAGAAGUUUCACAGCCGACACUCUCAAGGCUUCUUCUUUAAAGAACGUAGGUAUCUUCUCAAAGAGUUCCCUGAGCUUGGAAGAUCUAAUCAAGACUUCACUGUUCUGGAGGUUGGAUGUGGAGCUGGAAGUUCGGCCAUUGAGGCACUUCCGACGUGGCUGGCUUGUGACGCCUGUCGAGCCUCUGACUUUGGUAUCAAGAGCUCCCUUGUAAGCUGCUGCGAAGGAGGAGCAGAUUUCAUCACGCUGAUUUUCGCUCUUUCCGCGCUGGCAGAUCUGGAUCAAAUGAGCAACCUUCUCAAAGAAUGUUGCUCUGUACUCCGACCCGGUGGAAUGCUUCUCUUUCGAGAUUAUGGCUUGUAUGACAUGACGAUGUUGAGAUUUCCAGCAGACCAAAAAGUAGCUGCUAAUUGCUAUCGCCGUCUCGAUGGUACCUUGUCGUAUUUCUUCUCGUGCGAAGCCGUGCGUGAUCUCUUUACGGGUGCUGGACUGCUCGAGGUUGAACUGGAGUACUGCUGCAUUAAGCUGGUGAAUCACAAAACUAAAGUUCCUAUGAAGCGAGUCUGGGUUCACGCAAAGUUCAUGAAGCCUGACCAUACUAAAUAGAACAUAGAACCUCUGACAAAAAUCGAGUUAAUCGUCAUCAGUUUUUGCUGGUUGGGAAGGACACAACUGCUCCUGGUUCUUCUGGGUGCUUUCAACCCGUGAGAAAUUAUCAGAGUAUACUGGCGAAGGUAAAUUCUCUUACGACGAGCUCUACUCGCAAGCAGCUUUGUGAGGCUGUAUCCUCCCAUAUGAUACUACAGUCGUCCGGAUGGAGAAGAUAAGAAAUGCCUCGAGUUUAAGG